AUUUUAAAAUUAAUUUGUGUUCGUGGUUUUUCCAUUUAGAUCCACCCUUUUCACCCUUCGUAAUGGCCCAUGUUGCAAGGUUAAUAUCAGGCUGUCGCCAGUCUUUUCAGACAGUCCUCCAGCGAAAUGCUGGUGUAGUUGGGACAGUACCAGUGAGACACCUCAACUUACAGGAGUACCAAAGUAAGAAGCUGAUGCAGCAGUAUGAUGUUAACGUUCAGAAGUUCAUGGUUGCUGAUGAUGCUCAACAAGCUGUCCAGCAAGGCAAAGACUUGGAUGUGAGAGAGAUUGUAUUGAAAGCUCAGAUACUGGCAGGAGGUAGGGGUAAAGGAACAUUCUCUAGUGGUCUCAAAGGAGGAGUUCACCUAACCAAAAACCCAAAUGAUCUUGGUCCAUUAGUAGAACAGAUGCUUGGAGCCAAACUCACCACCAAACAAACUCCCAAGGAUGGGGUACUUGUUAAAAAGGUAAUGGUAGCAGAGGCAUUAGAUAUUGAAAGGGAAACAUAUUUAGCCAUCUUAAUGGACAGAGGUAUGAUGGGACCGGUCCUUAUUGGUAGUCCAGCUGGUGGAGUUGAUAUCGAAGAGGUAGCAGACAAAACCCCAGAGCUUAUAUUCAAGGAACCUAUUGACAUUUUUGUUGGCAUCACUGAUGAACAAGCUGUUACCAUGGCAAAGAAUCUUGAUUUUAAAGGGGAUCUUAUCAGGGUGGCAGCAGACCAAAUCAAGAAUUUAUAUAAAUUAUUCCUUGGAGUUGAUGCCACACAAGUUGAAGUCAAUCCUUUUGGAGAAACAGAUGAUGGAAGAGUGGUAUGCUUCGAUGCCAAGAUCAACUUUGAUGACAAUGCAGAGUUCCGUCAGAAGGAGGUCUUUGCAAUGGACGACAUGACCGAGGCAGACCCCAAGGAAGUUCUAGCAGCUGAACAUAACCUUAACUACAUUAGUAUGGAUGGCAAUAUUGGAUGCUUAGUAAAUGGUGCUGGACUGGCCAUGGCAACCAUGGAUAUCAUCAAGCUUCAUGGCGGAGAGCCAGCAAACUUCUUAGAUUGUGGUGGUGGAGUAGGAGAGUCUCAGGUCUUUGAAGCAUUUAAACUUAUCAGCUCAGAUGAAAAUGUAAAAGCUAUCUUAGUGAAUGUAUUUGGAGGUAUUGUAGAUUGUUCCAUAAUUGCUAAUGGCAUCACAUCAGCUUGCAGAGGAAUGGAUCUUAAAGUACCCCUUGUGGUCAGGUUAGCAGGGUUCAAUGUAGAGAAAGCUACUAACAUUCUCAACGAUAGUGGUCUUCCAAUUAAAAUUGCUUCUGAUCUUGAAGAUGCUGCCAAGAAAGCUGUGUCUUGCCUUAAUUAACAACAUAGUAGAAAGGCCCAUUGACAUGAACAGGAUUCUAUACUGGAUUCAAAGGAUACAUCAAGCUUUAUCCAUACAUGGCACAAUGAACUGCCCUACAACUUUGCUGUGGUAAUAGAAAGACAUCAAAUGACAGGUCCUGAAUAUCGAUAACCCAUUUUAAUCAAAAUUGGACAAACAACCUUUUAGAACCCAGCUCUGAAUAUGUCACAUGUAGAUUUGUGAUCUAGCUACUGCAAUAUUUUUGGCCACCGCUGGAUUAAUGGGCUGGAUUCUACACUUUGUGUGAAGAAUGAAUCAUUUAGCUGGAUACUGUCACUUUAUGUGAUAGAAGAAUCUGCUGAAAGUGAAGAAGUCAUUAUACUCAAGAUGUCCCCGUUGACUGGGAAGUCUCUUUACCUUGGGCUAAUAUAUUCCACUACAGGUCAUGGAUGUAGAUAUUUGACAGAUUGCAUAUAGCAGUUAAAAUUUAUUUCAAACCUCCGUAAUGCUAUCAUAUGCCGACAUAGGUAUGGCAAGACAUUUUACCUCUUCAUCAUAUGAAUAACAAGAUUCCAAUUCUUAAAUUUGUUGAUAUCAAGAAAUCAUUUAGUAUCGUUAAUAAAAUAACAAUUACAGAUAUCUAGAAUUGAAUUUUUUAUACAAGAAGUGGAUUAAAUAAUAAACAACUUGCAAAAGAGGUUUGUAUGUCAGCAUAUGCAGGCUUAAACAUCGAGGUGUGACCACUCUUUUUAAAGGAGAUACAUUGUGUUAUUAUAAAUGUUAUCUUAAAUUGUGACCAUUGUCAUGUGAGAAAACCAAAGCAAAAUAUGCCAGCGGGUAAUAUUUAUGUAUUAAUGUUGAUGUUAUUGGGCUUUUCUUGUGUUUGUGAUACAGCAGAGUUAUAUAUACAAUAUACAACAUGAUUGUGAAAGUGAGGAAGUAUUUUUGCUUUUUAUAAUUAGUAAACUACUGUACAUUCAACCCCCGAAUUAGUAAUUUAUGAUUCAAUUCAAAUAUGCAAUUGCCAAUAAUGUUUGGUAAUUUCCCUGAUCAAAUAAUCUACUGAUGAAUUUUUUCAAUCAAAAUUAUCUUGAAGAAGAUGAUUCAUAAAACAUUGAUCAUGGAGCCAACCAUAUUUAGGAUAUGCGCAUGUGAUGUCAGAUCAUAAGAAUCAAAAGAAUAUAAUGACUCUGAAAUAUUGAUUCUUGUUGAUUUUGGAAAGAAAUGAGUUAUACCAGUGCCUAUGGCACCUGAGUAUUCAAGCUUCUGGAAUUUAUCCCAACUCUUUACAUAUCAGAGAAAUAGCAGCUCUCUGGGAUUUGUUUGUACUUCGAGGUGCCAAUUGCAUAUUUUGGCAUGUUAAGAGUCAAUAUGAUAUAUAAUAAGCAAUAUGUAUAACAGAAAAAGAAGUCAAUUGUAAAAGAAGAUAAAAGCUCUUUGUGUCAAUCAGGAUGAUAUGUUAAGUGUAGCAUAUUUCUUUUUUAAAUCUACAUUUGUAAUGUUACUCCACAAAUUUAUCCUUUUUAAAGGGAUUUGCUCUUGACACUUCUUAUCACCUCAAUAGGCAGGCAAAGAUAUUCAUAUUAAAUCAGUUGUGAGGUAAUGACAUAAUUAAAGUUGCAUGCACAAUCACCCACUGAUGUAAUCAUGGUUAGAAAAGUGGUUUGUGAUUUUAUUCUUCAUCUACAUAUUUCAUCUGCAUUAAUGGAUAUGAAGAUUAGUAAAACAAACCAAAAUAUAUUUAUGAUUGACAUAUUUCAUCUCAUAAAUUGAUCGGAAACAAUAUUCCUUCAUUAUUGGCAGUAUUAUAUGAUGAGCAUCAUAGUGUAAAUGGAUAUUUAUAGCGACAAGUAGUGUUUCUUAUUGCACAAGAUGUAUGUUUGAGCCAUGAGGAGACCGAUUCCUCAAAAAUCAUUCCUAUCAAGUGCUUGUUAGUAAUGAUAUUGAAAAUAAAUCAAUAUUUUAUUUAAAA
Lytechinus pictus (painted urchin) is the source of this 3297-nucleotide messenger RNA. RefSeq names its product succinate--CoA ligase [GDP-forming] subunit beta, mitochondrial-like. Gene Ontology annotation, biological process: tricarboxylic acid cycle; succinyl-CoA metabolic process. Lineage: Eukaryota; Metazoa; Echinodermata; Echinoidea; Temnopleuroida; Toxopneustidae. The transcript is spliced from 11 exons. The coding region runs from base 63 to 1343 and encodes 426 amino acids. Gene Ontology annotation, molecular function: succinate-CoA ligase (GDP-forming) activity; ATP binding. Gene Ontology annotation, cellular component: succinate-CoA ligase complex; mitochondrion. The record is from RefSeq and is a predicted model, not a curated record.